This is a messenger RNA of Bactrocera oleae (olive fruit fly), 2377 nucleotides long. Its product is annotated as putative inorganic phosphate cotransporter. Gene Ontology annotation, biological process: transmembrane transport; monoatomic anion transport. NCBI's taxonomy places the organism in Eukaryota, Metazoa, Arthropoda, Insecta, Diptera, Tephritidae. Gene Ontology annotation, cellular component: membrane. Gene Ontology annotation, molecular function: transmembrane transporter activity. The record is from RefSeq and is a predicted model, not a curated record.
GAAGAGUUCUAAGCUAGUCUUUUCUUUUAUUCUUGUUGGAAAAUAUUCCUAAUAUGCUUAGGAGUACAAAAAUAUAUAUGAUAAAAGCUUAUCAUUUCAUGGUACCGUAUUAUUUAUCUUGUUAAUAGAUAUACCCGUGUGAAACAGAAAAAGGGUCUACAAUACGUUAUCUCGUACUCUCGCGCGAAGAGUUUUUUCUUUUUAAUUACUUGAAAAUAUAUUUAUAAGGCUGGACAAAAAUAAUUUAAGAAAAAUUUUAUUUUAAAUACAAAUAUUCUAAAUCUCAACUCUCUUUUGAUGUAUGAGUACUCAAGAUAUAAGAAAGCUCACCACCAACCACAGAGUUUGGAUAUAUGGCAUAAACUUAUUAGCAUAAAGCUCAUGGCUCUUGAAUGAGAUAAAGCUAUAUUUAGAUUAGUCUAGAGAUAUAUGUUAGGUAGUUUUAAUCACUUAAUAUCCAACUGUUAUCACUGAAGCAGCUACUGAUUUUCAAAGUGUAAGAAGAGCCUCUGAAACGAAACAAAAGCAUAAAAAUUGUAUAUAAAAACUGUGUUCAUUGAAGAACCAAAUCAUUUGAGUGCGAUUGUCAAAACUCAGUUAUAUCUCUUACAUGCCAGUUGUCAACAAGUACCGCACUUAUAGCCAUGGUAUCGGAUCGACGCUCUUCUUUUAUGUCCAAUAGCAAAUUUAAGGGCAAAAUGUUUGGACAUCGUUAUCUACAAUGUUUGCUGCUUUUUACAGGAUUCCUUUUGAUUUUCGCAUUGCGUGUCAAUAUUUCAAUUGCGAUCGUCGCAAUGAUGGAUAAUAAGGCAGCAAAUCCCGAUUUUCCCGAAUACGCGUGGUCCGAGCAAAUCAAAUCGUACAUUCUAAGCAGCUUGUUCUGCGGUUUCAUUUUACUGCUGAUUCCCGCUGGUGGGUGGGCGCGUCGUCUCGGUGGUCGCAUUUUUAUGCUGAUUAGCAUUAGUCUCAAUAGCGUCUUAGCGCUACUAACGCCAUUAAGUGUGAGCAUCGGUGGAUGGCCUCUACUGUGUGCACUACGUUUCACUCAGGGUCUGCUACAAGGUCUUACAUUACCAGCUGUUGCAACGAUUUUGGCCAAAUGGGCGCCCGUCGAAGAACGCAGCGCCAUGCAAACAUUUAUUUACUCCGGUGCUCAGUUGGGCAUUGUAGUGAUGUUAGCUGCAAGUGGCAAGCUUUGCUCAUCGCGUUGGGGUUGGCCGAGCACCUUCUAUUUACCUGGCGCUUUGGGCUUAAUUUGGUCUGUAUUUUGGUACAUAUUUGGAGCGAGUACGCCACGUGAUUGUAAGCGUAUCUCAGAAGAGGAGCGCAAUAUGAUCGAAAAGUCGUUAGGACAUGACAAAAAGGCAGUUAAUGAAAUUAAUGAAAAGCACCCAGUGCCAUGGAAACGUAUUUUUACAUCGAAACCAUUUCUGGUUACCUUCGUAAAUAACUGUGCUAGUGAUUGGUGUUUUUGGACUUUGCUCACACAAAUACCAUCUUAUAUAAAAAGUGUACUCGGAAAGGACAUCAACAGUAAUGCAUUGAUCUCGGCGUUACCAUAUCUCUGCAUGUUUACUUUGUCCAUAAUACUCUGUCCUGUGGGAACUUGGUUGGAGAAGUCGAAACGCUUAAACCCAACUGUAAGUCGUAAGAUAUUUAAUACAAUCGGUUUAUGGGGUCCCGCAGUAUCGCUAAUUUGUUUGGGUUAUUUGCGUCAAGAUCAAGGCGAUCUGGCAAUUGGCUUGCUAACAGCAACCAUCACCUUAAGUACUCAUGUGAAUUUCGGCUUUAUGGUAAAUCAUCUGGACUUGGCGCCGAAUCUAGCUGGCACUCUGCUCGGUAUUACUAAUUGUUUUUCGAAUAUGACGGGUAUUAUAGCACCAGUCGUUGUUGGUUACGUUGUCACUGAAACGACAAAUAUCCAUCAAUGGCGCAUAAUAUUCUUUCUUUCUGCUGGCAUUACUUUUGUCGGUAAUCUCUUCUUUCUCAUUUUCGGCACAGCUAAGGUGCAGCGGUGGAAUGAACCACCACGCGAAGUUACUCCAAUUGAGCAACUAGAGCAAUUGGUCGAUAGUUUGGGAGAACCCGAUAAAGCAGCGGAAGCACCCGAUGAAGAAGAUGACAAAAAAUCCGCUGUUGAACAGAGCGCUGUUUAGAUCGCUAUAUGUGGAUACAUAUGUAUGUACAAAAAGGAAAUAAAAAGUUCGACAGUCUGAUUAAUCCAAUAUCUGAAAUUUGGCCGUUUAAGAAAGGCAACUGUUCGGUAGGUCCUUAAUUGUGCACCAUAUAUAAUAAAUGAGAUGAUGGUUGUUGACCUUGCUAACAUAUUUAUAAAUAUGUAAAGACGUUGCAUUUAAUAAAACCUCAGAUACACUAA